CAAAACCAAGAAGAGGUGUGGAACUAGCUUGGAAGCCUGAAGGAGGCUGCUUUCUGCCUGUCUGCACUUGCCUCUUGCUGUUCAAAGCUGUUUCAGAAGUUCUGAAUCACAUCAUAUUAUCUUGAUCUGGGGAACGGAGAAGAUCAGGGAGACAGCCUCCGAAGAGGCAGAGCAAAGCAAACAUUUGUCUCUGUUGCUGUGUGCACACACUGUGCAUUGCCUUCCCGCUUACUCCCUUCCUUGCAUAAAGAUGACAAGAGCCUCCUGGCCCCUGUCAAACCAAAGGGAGGCGGACAGAGGAGGAGCAGAUGAGAGGCUCAGCAGUCGGGAGAAAAUGUAAAGCAUGAAGAAGCGGCUCCCUGUUCGUUGAAGGAUGGCGUCCCUCCAAAUGCUCCUGCUGCUGCAUUUGUUCCCCUCUCUUGGAUCUGCGAAGGGUUUUUUGAGAUCCCAGUCUACUCAGAACAUUUUGCAGAAUGCAGUAUUUGAUGCAUGUGAUAUGGAGUCCUUAGGAUAUUAUAAUGGGUCUCUUGCUGUGACCAUCUCUGGAUCAGUGUGCUUAAACUGGUCAGACUUCCCUGAUUACAUUCAGCAGUAUCCAAAUCGGGGGUUAGGAAACCACAACUACUGCAGGAAUCCAGAUGGUGGAGCAAUACCUUGGUGUUUCUAUCAACUUGCUUCUGGAGCAAUUGGCUGGGCUAACUGUGACUGUAGCCAGGGUGCUGUGCGACUGAUGGAGGAUGGCAAGGUGGAGUUAUACUUCAGCGGACUGUGGGGCAUGAUCUGCGGGGAUCAGUGGACGGACUGGGAUGCCAGUGUGGUCUGCAGACAGCUUGGCCUAGGUGAAAUCGGCACAGCCGAAAAAGAGAACUAUUCUGGUCUGGAGCAGAUGCCCUUCCACCUGCAGUCUGCCAACUGUCACGGGGAUGAGAAGAUGCUGUUGCAAUGCAAUUACCAAGAGAGGUCCAGAACCUGCAUCCAGGGAAUUGCAGUGGCAAAUUGUGUCCCACCUCAAGGUGUAGGGUCUCCACUUCGUCUGGUGGGGGGGAAGAAGAGGUUUGAAGGACGAGUGGAAGUGUACCACGAUGGAAAUUGGGGCACUAUCUGUGAUGACCAAUGGGAUGACAAGGAUGCAGCAGUGGUUUGCCGGCAGCUUGGCCUCAGUGGAACUCCGAAGGCUGUGUCUUGGGCUCGCUUUGGGCAGGGCUCAGGGCCAAUUCUUCUGGAUGAAGUGGAGUGCUCAGGCAAUGAAUUUUUGUUGGACCAAUGCAAGAAAAGUAACUGGGGAGAGCACAACUGUGACCAUAUUGAAGAUGCUGGGGUAACCUGUGACCCUUUUGCAGCAGAAGGUAGUAUCCGACUGGCAGGAGGCCACAACCCACAUGAAGGGAGAGUGGAGGUAUACCACAACGGAGGCUGGGGAUGUGUGUGUGAUGAUGGUUGGUCAGGUAUCAACGCCCAGGUGGUCUGCAGGCAACUGGGCUUCAGAGGCCCAGCCAGACUGGCAUCGGCGGGGGAAUUUGCUUCUGGUCAAGGCUUCAUCUUACUGGAUGAUGUGGCUUGCACAGGCAUUGAGCUGUCUCUGUUUGAUUGCCCCCAUAGUAGCUGGGGCCAGCAUGACUGCUCACAUGAAGAGGAUGUGGGAGUCCACUGCUCCCUGGACAGCAACACUGUCCCUGACGAUGCAUCAGGGCUCCCUGUGCGGCUGGUGGAUGGGGAGAGCACCAAAGAAGGGCGCGUUGAGGUUUUCCUGAAUGGGCAGUGGGGCAGUGUCUGCGAUGAUGGCUGGACAGACAGAGAUGCAGCUGUGGUUUGCAGACAGCUGGGUUACAGUGGUGCUGCAAAAGCUAAAAUAAUGGCUUAUUUUGGCGAAGGACAUGGACCCAUCCAUUUAGACAAUGUGGAGUGCAGUGGCACUGAGCGCACCUUGGGAGAGUGCAUCACUCCUGAGAGGAAUACUCACAACUGCUGGCACAGCGAAGAUGCUGGAGUGAUCUGUGACUACAUGGAGGAGGAGCCCCAGGCAAUUGGAAAUGCAGGUUCAGUAUUUGGCAUGUGUGGACUCCGCUUGCUUCACCACAGGAAAAAAAGGAUAAUUGGUGGAAACAAAUCUCUCAGAGGAGGCUGGCCAUGGCAAGUCUCACUACGGCUGAAGGGUUUUCACAGAGAUGCUCGUCUGCUGUGUGGAGCAACACUUAUCAGCAACUGUUGGGUGGUGACGGCAGCUCAUUGCUUCAAAAGGUUUGGAGUGGAUGUGCGGCGCUAUCUUCUGCGCGUGGGAGACUACCACACGGGUGUGAGGGAUGAGUUUGAAAGAGAGCUGCCCGUGGAGAAGAUUGUCCUUCACAGGAAUUACCAGUCCACCAGCAAUGACAAUGACAUUGCCCUGGUCAGAAUUUGGGGCAAAGAUGGCCACUGUCUCUCCUUCAGCCACCAUGUCCAGCCCAUCUGCCUGCCUGACAGGAAAGAGAAGUCCUCCAUAAAUAGACAGGCUUGCGUAAUAUCUGGCUGGGGAGACACAGGGAGGUCAUACUCGAGGACGUUACUCCAGGGCUCGGUGCCCCUACUCCCAAGGGUAGUGUGCCAGUCCCGUUAUGGAAAGAAAUUUACCAAUCGUAUGCUCUGUGCUGGAAAUCUCUCUGAAGAUAACCGAGUCGACAGCUGUCAGGGGGACAGUGGAGGGCCACUUAUGUGUCAAAGGUCAAGUGGUCACUGGGUAAUUCUGGGGAUCACUUCCUGGGGUUAUGGAUGUGGCCGAAAAGACUCCCCUGGUGUUUACACAAAAGUAAGCAAAUUUGCACCCUGGAUCAAGAAGGUGACCAAAUUGAAAUGAGAGUGAUUAACUCAUAAAGAAGGGAUUCAUGUUUCUCUCCCCGGGCAGAAUUUAAAACACGGAACAGUGACUUAGGGGCAUGGCUUUGUUCUGUCUUUGUUUGAGCAUCUGCUGCUUCCACUGGAACCUGACUAGGAUUUGUUUGUGAGUGGGCACUGAAAAGAGACGAUAGGCCACUGAUGGGGACUGAUGAAUAAGAAAUUAUACUUGAUGCCCUUGCAUUGAUUUUUAAGUCCUGCUUGUUGAAGGACAAGCAGUGACCAUAUACGUCUCUCCAACAGAGUUAUCACACUUCUUCAGGAACACGAGGACUGAGGAAUCACUGUAUCCAUGAGGAAUCCCUAACUGCCCAGUUUCUGCACAUUUAAUGAGAGUGUUAGAAAGAAUGGUUUUUUGGGUAUCUCUACAUUAACUAUUUGGUGUGCAAGCCACUACUCUUGUUACCCAAAUGAUAUUGUGCUGUUUUUCACCAGAUCACAUGUUCUGCCUCAACUACCCCCUUUCUCUUUUCCUCCUACCCCCCAUCCACAAUCUAUAAUUCAUUUUAAAGGCAGUAUAGUAUAAAGAAAGGUACUGGCUCAGUUUAGAGAUCGCACCAAAGCACAGUUAAGAAAACUGGCAGUAACUACGUUUUAACCUGAUGUCCAAAUUGACUAACCAUGGUUUGCAAUCAGCUGACAAACCAGAAUUAGAAACCAUGGGUUAAAGUGGAUCUGAAAAGUGUAGUUUGUGCUAACCAUGCGUUGCUGUGAAAAACAAUUUGAAGUGAAAACCCAUUACUGGCAUCAUUUCACCUCCACUGCUCCACCUCCAGAUGCAGCUGCAUCACAAAAAGGGGAAUGAACGUAUGAACUCUGAAGCUGAAAGGACAAAAAUGAAAGCAGACGAACAGUUGUAAAAUAUGGUUUAUGAAUGGAACCACUGUGUUAUUAAUCUCACAAUACUCUCUUGCAUGAGCAAACAAUUAGUUACUCCAUUGAUCUUCUACGUCUCUCACAACAUUCUCUUUCCAUUGUACCUUCCAUCUCAUUCUCUUCACUUCAAUGUUUUCCUCACAAUGUUUAGACAAAGGGAUGUUCACUGGUACUUCUGACACCUCCCUACUAUUUAAACAUGUGGCUGUAUUUGCAUAAGAACAGCAUUUCUUAUCCAUACCUUAAUAUCCAAAUGGGCAUCUUGAUCCAAAGCAUCUGGAUAUUACACGUAUCAAGAUUUAUUUAUUUUAAAAGGCAAAAUGUGAAAUAUUUUGCAACAGAGUGAAGAUCAUGGUUUGGAAACAGUCAAAAAAUAUGCUCAUGAACUAUUUGGGAUCUGUGUCUAUGCAAUUGUUUGCAAAUGCAAUUGUUUGCAAAUGCAAUUGUUUGUUUCUUGUGGGUCAUUCAUGAAGGAAGUGGGGCAGGCAGGCAGGAUAAAGGGCAUGGUGACAGAACGGAAGAGGAGACAGCUUGGAAGAGAAACAGAGCAUAUUUUACAAGGAUGGUGUAAACACUUUAGUGUUUGGAUUUGGUUGAGAAGGAGCCAGGGCUGGACUUAGGAUUUUGACGCCCCAGGUUUGGCUGUGGCACUCCCCCAGUUGAGAAGUGUAGAACCCCAGCUUCAACUUGAGCUGUGCAGGCUGCUCAUUUUGGGGGUCAGAUGACCAGCCUGCAUUGGUUUGGGGAUACAGUGGGAGAGAGGGAAGAGUUGAGGAGCUCUGAACCUGUCUGACGUUCAUGCUUCAUCUAUUGCCAUUGCCUCCCCGUCCCUCUCAGGAGUGCAGAUCUUGCUAUCCUGAGGGCCAAUCCAACUCUCUGUCUCCCAGAGAGGCAGCUUUUAAUGGUGCUGUGAAGAGCUUUCCUCCACGACCAACCAGGCCCAGCCACAGCCAAAUCCACCAUCAAAUGCACCACUUACUACCUGUUUUGGGUGCAAGCACUUGAGGAACCAGUAGAGGCUCCUUCCUGAGCAGCCACAGAAGUAACAGAGCAGAGCGAGGAGGAAGAGGAGGAGGAGGGGAGCAGGGCCAGAGUGCACGGACGUGGAAAGGAGAGGACAGCAAGCCAGCAAAUGGCACCUUUAGCCUGUGGAGCAACUAGGUGGGGGGAGGCAAUUUUAGGCAAUAAGAAGCUGUACAUAAUGUACAGGCCAUUACAGUGCAAUCCUAUGCCUCUUAACUCAGAAGCAAGUCACAUUGUGUUCAGUAAGGUUUACUCACUAGAAAGUCUUUUAAUCUCAUGCUGGUCGCUGACUGAAAAAAAAGAGAUUUGACAUAGAUUUGGCACUAGAAAGUGUAUAUAAGAUUAGACUUUAGUAUGAAUUUUCUCUAUAGCUCUUUGGUUUAUCUCAGGUUAAAUUGGUUGGUGCCUGAUUACAGUGAUUCCCUCAUUCUGCAUUCUUCAUUGAUGGAUUCUCCUUUUACAUGUUUAAAGUGUCUUGUAGCCAGUGUGGCACUUAACUCUAUUUUAGAGAAGCCCAGCACUAGAGGAAUGCACCUCUGCAAUUACCAAAGUGCCACAAAUCUUGUGCCUAACAUUGCCCAGCUGAACACUUGACAGCUCACCAGAAUACAUCAAUAACCACAAAAGAUGUUAAUAAAAGGAUUGUAUGAGAAUAACCUGAUGUGCUUCUUUAACUUCCAGUUGUUUUAAGGAGAGAUA
This is a messenger RNA of Hemicordylus capensis (graceful crag lizard), 5466 nucleotides long. RefSeq names its product neurotrypsin-like. The record is from RefSeq and is a predicted model, not a curated record. Gene Ontology annotation, biological process: proteolysis. The transcript has 15 exons. NCBI's taxonomy places the organism in Eukaryota, Metazoa, Chordata, Lepidosauria, Squamata, Cordylidae. The coding region runs from base 374 to 2830 and encodes 818 amino acids. Gene Ontology annotation, molecular function: serine-type endopeptidase activity. Gene Ontology annotation, cellular component: membrane.